Messenger RNA from Morchella importuna, 1758 nucleotides. RefSeq lists its product as uncharacterized. The record is from RefSeq and is a predicted model, not a curated record. Bases 1 to 1758 code for a protein of 585 amino acids. Lineage: Eukaryota; Fungi; Ascomycota; Pezizomycetes; Pezizales; Morchellaceae. The transcript is spliced from 4 exons.
AUGCUAGACAUGGAAGAAUUCAAGCAAUGGAAGGAGCAAAAGGAGAUUAAGAGACGUGAGGAACAGCAGAGGCAGGAGAGAGAGCGGCAGCACGAAAAGAACAUUACCCUCGCCGGUGGUGCGGUGAGGAAGGGAAGACCUCCCACCACCGGCCACUAUGUUGGCAGGCGGAGAACAGCAGCACAGAGAGCCACUGCGAGAAAUGUGCCUGCUGUCCCUAUAGAUACAGCAGAACCAAGGGAAGCAUCUGGCCCUGCCGCUGCCCCAGCAAGACAAGCACCGAGGGCAGCGGUUCCUGCACCUAUUGCCCCUCAGCGGGCUACAGCAACAGCAGCAAGCAUACAGAAGACAUCAAGCACCGGUAAACGUUCUGCCAACAAGGAGACAGUUGACGAAGCUCCACCGGUACACCGCAAGCCUCCACGCAAGAAACCAAUGGUCCAGGACUGUGUUACAGCAGAGGAUGAUGAUACCUCUUCUUCUUCUUAUGUCUCCGCUGAAGGUUCAAUUAGCGUGGGCACAGUGACUAAGGCCGCAACAUCUUCGGUGGGGGUGCCGGUGUCAGCUAGGCCACCCAUCCCUGUUGGGGCUGCAGUUUCCGUGGCUCAACCUGCUGCUGCACCUCAACUUGAGCGAGUUCCUGCCAAUGUUAUGACUAUCGCAAGUGAUGUUGCCACCUCCAAAACCUCCUUCCGCUGCUGCCCCUAUGGUGUCAAGACGCUUGAGAUUUACUCCGUACUGGUGGACAAAAAGCACGUCCAUUACCAAUUCACACUCGACUAUGAAGAGUUCCGCAAGAGAUGGAAGGGGAAGGAUGUAUGGUACCGCUUCCCAGGUAAGGGAAAACAGCAGAUACUGUUGGAUGACGAAAAGCGAUACCAUCAGUUCCUGACCAGGGUCAAGGAGAAUAACGAGGCCCCAACCAUGUGGGAGCAUUCUGAUGCUGACUUCCAUGAUGAUGAUGAUGAUGCCAGUUUCUAUUCAAAGCCACCACCACCACCACCACCACCACCACCACCACAGCCAUCAGUACUGGCCUCAACAGUUCCACUGAUACCUACUACUAGAAGGGUUAGCUUUGAUUCUUCUGUGACUAAAGAGAAAGAGGUCGGGAACAAUAAUGCCAUUCGUACACGAGCAGCUCGUACGGGGUCUCAACGCACCAAUGCUUCUGAUGUCACGACUACAGAGGCAGUGCUUAGUGACAAAGAGGUUGGGGUUGAGCCCGAGCCUCCAAAGAAACGGGGACCUGGAAGACCCAAGGGUUCGCUGAAUAAGAAGAAGAGCGAGACCGAGAAGCCCAAGAGGACAUAUGUUCGCAAGGUAGCCGGGACUGUUAAAGAGAAGACACCGGCCAAGGAGAAGGCAAAGAAAAGUACAAUGAGAACUCGGAGUCAAGAUGCGAUACAGAAAGAGAUUAUGAGUGGUGUCAUGAACCAGAACCAGUCAGAUGAGGUUAGAAGCUCUACUACUACCGGUGAAUGUGAUGAUACCUAUUUGCCUGUUCGUCCAUGGGAGGACAUGAGCUCUUCACAGGUGCCGCCGCCAUCUUGUGGACAGCCACUGCUUCGUGUAGCCACCCAGCAGAACGCACCAGAGCCUAUGCCCCUAUGUGCACAGCCCCGGUCAUCUGUGUUCACACAGAACUCGACACAGUCUUCAUUCAUGCCCACACAGCCUAACAACUCAGAGUCAUUCACAAGUACUGCACCGCCACGUCUGCUGCCCAGGAUGUUUACUCAAACCCAGACUAUAUAA